UGGAUCCUUUGGGUUAAUUUUUUUUCUUGUUUUAUAUGUGCAGUUCUGUACCUUGUGUGGGCCUAUGUACCAGAAUCCUGGCUCUUUUCAUUGGGAUUAACCUACUGGCCUCAAAAGUACUGGGCUGUGGCUUUGCCUGUGUAUCUUUUAGUUAGUAUAGGAAUUGGCUAUAUACUUCUCUUCGGUCUUAACAUGAUCAGUACUGCUCCGCUGAAUUCCAUACAUACCAUUACAGACCACUAUGCAAAAAAUCAGAAGCAGAAGCAACCACAAGAAGAGGCUAUCCCUGCAUUAAGGGAUAUCCCUAUCAGUGAAGUAAACAAGAUGUUUUUUCUGUCUGGCACAGAAGAUUGUCCUAGAAGCUGAUGGAAGAAAAUGCCUUUUGUUCAAGUGCUUGCAUUUGGAAAAGAAUUCUCAGUUUCGUAAUUGAAAACAGAUAAUGCAGUGACAAAAUGGUUGGUUUUAAAGUAACUGGAGUAAAAGGUUGGUAAAAGUAACUCUGGAGUAAAGUUGCAAUGUUUGCAGUACAUCUUUCAGAGGAUUGCUAUCACCUGUCAUUGCUCCCCAUCACACAAAGAAGUACAGCUCAUCACUUGUCCAUACUGGAACUUGAGAGAUCCAGAUGCAUGUCUUCAAUAAGAGAAAUAAAAAAUUGUUUGCAUCCAAUGAGACCAAAUGUAAAAGAGAUAAAGUCUCAUUAUGUAUUUUAAUAUGGGUUUUAUUCCAAAAACAGUUCCAUCCAUUUUGAUCCAUUUUGUCCAGAAAAUAUUUCAGUGGCUUUUGAACGGCAACUGGUUUUUUACAGACGGGUAUGAUUUGCCUGUUAAGACACGAAUUAAGAAGUCCCUGUUUAAAAUAGAAAUUAAUUUAACAGUGAAAGUUGAAACUCGAGCCACUUAGGGCUGUAAUGAAGAUCUGGAGCUGUUUUAGACGUCAGAUUUUCCUGCAUUGUCUGUAUUCUGUUGCUAAAUUGCUGUGAUUAAGGUGGCCUUGAUACACGUGUUAUGUAAUUCUGAACGUGAAUUUUAGAAGGAUGGGUAGCUGCCAGGAGGUUAAAUGAUGUUCUCUGUAAUAUACUCCUCACACUUGUAUAGCAAUGCAUUGCUAAGACUAGACUGACAGCCAGGUACGAUCCUGAGCCCUUUGGCAGUGCACAACAAAGUGGAUUAAAAUUUCAAAAAGCAAGGUUAGAAAAAGGUUUCUUCUGCAAGUUUCAAAUUAGUUCAAGGUCCCUUUGCAGGCUGAAGCUCAAGUAAGGUAAGUCAUAUUGGGGGCUGUGGAUACACAUUAAUUUAUUAUGUAGUUCCUAUUUCUUUAUACAGGAUUUCAACUUAAUUCAAAUAAUUCUCUUUGCCUAUCAGGAAUACUGUAAUGUAUUUAUUGGUGAUGGAAAUCUAUGUGCCUUUGGGCUUCUGUAAAUAUUGCCAAUUGGGGGUCUAUUUCACCUGAACAGAAUUGCAGUCUUUGUUUUGAAAAUAUAUUUCAAGGAUUAAUCAGAUUGAGAUAUUAAAUAAAAAAUUUCCUGGGUUUAAAAGGUCAAA
Molecule: messenger RNA, 1541 nt
Organism: Sceloporus undulatus (fence lizard)
Lineage: Eukaryota; Metazoa; Chordata; Lepidosauria; Squamata; Phrynosomatidae
Gene: PIGP
Product: phosphatidylinositol glycan anchor biosynthesis class P
Exons: 3
Biological process (GO): GPI anchor biosynthetic process
Molecular function (GO): phosphatidylinositol N-acetylglucosaminyltransferase activity
Source: RefSeq, a predicted model, not a curated record